AUGGAGCAGGACGCCGUGACCCCACCUCCUACCAACAAACCUCCCUUUGUUCUAAUUAACUCCACGUGUGCUGUUGUCUGGUCCCUGCUCACAUUCUGUUCUCUGACCACGGUCUGGUGCCUGAUCACAGUACAUGAGAUACAUGAGGGAAAGCUCAAGGUCAGAGCCCACAUAGAGGUCAGAGCCCACAUAGAGGUCAAAGCCCACAUAGAGGUCAAAGCCCACAAAGAGGUCAAAGCCCACACAGAGGUCAGAGUUCAGGGCCCACUCAAAGAGGCCACAGAGAGGUCAGAGGCCACACAGAGGUCAGAGGCCACACAAAGGUCAGAGUCCACAAAGAGGUCAGAGUCCACACAUAAGUUAGAGGUCAAGGCUCACUCAGAGGUCAGAGGCCACAGAGAGGUCAGAGGCCACACAGAGGUCAGAGGUCACACAGAGGCUGACGGAUCCAGGAAGUCACAGCCCCCCCCCCCCCACCCGCAAACUCAAUCAGGGCCAAUUACUGCUGACACUAGUGGAGAUGUAGAGAGCUCCAAGGAGAAGUACGUGAGCUCCAGGGAGACAUGCCAGAGUUCCUGGGAGAAGUACAAGAGCUUCAAGGAAAUGUACAAGAGCUCCAAAGAGACGUACGAGAGCUCCAAGAGGACGGGCCACGACUCCGUGAAGCUGAUCAAGUUCGCGGACGACACCACCCUCAUUGGACUCAUCUCCAACAACGAUGAGUCCGCCUACAGGAGGGAGGUGGACCGGCUGGUGUCCUGGUGCAGUGGUAACAACCUGGAGCUGAACGCCCAGAAGACAGUGGAGAUGAUUGUGGACUUCAGGAAGAGCACUGUCCCCCCGCCCCCACCCUCCGUGAUGGACUCCCCCAUCACCUCUGUGGAGUCCUUCCGUUUCCUGGGCACCACCAUCACCCAGGACCUCAAGUGGGAGCCGACCAUCAGCUCCCUCAUCAAGAAGGCCCAGCAGAGGAUGUACUUCCUGCGGCAGCUCAGGAAAGCCAAGCUGCCUGCACAGAUGUUGGUGCAGUUCUACACGGCCAUCAUCGAGUCCAUCCUCACCUCCUCCAUCACCGUGUGGUUCGCUGGAGCCACAGUCAGGGACAAACAGAGACUACAGCGCAUUGUGCGCUCUGCAGAGGAAGUGAUCGGCCGCAGCCUUCCAUCGCUGCAGGACCUGCUCUGUACGGAGGAAGACCAAACGUUUUGUGGCAGAUCCCAGCAGAGCGGAGGAGAGACGCGGCCUGAUGGAUGUGUUUUGAGGAAGUUCAAGUGGAUCGGCUACAAGAGAGGCGGGCCGGGCACAGGUUGUCUCCCCUUUGGUUUGGCUACAGAAUCUGAGCAUUAA
This is a messenger RNA of Knipowitschia caucasica, 1347 nucleotides long. NCBI's taxonomy places the organism in Eukaryota, Metazoa, Chordata, Actinopteri, Gobiiformes, Gobiidae. The record is from the annotation of a GenBank genome assembly.